Callithrix jacchus (white-tufted-ear marmoset) is the source of this 2970-nucleotide messenger RNA. RefSeq names its product transmembrane protein 202 (gene TMEM202). NCBI's taxonomy places the organism in Eukaryota, Metazoa, Chordata, Mammalia, Primates, Cebidae. Gene Ontology annotation, cellular component: plasma membrane. The record is from RefSeq and is a predicted model, not a curated record.
AAGUAGGUCGUCUGCACGGCUGUGCUAGAGAGGGGAUCACAAGAUCACACAAAUGUGAUUUAUUUACGACUGGAAAACAGGCGUACUUUUAGAGCCAGCUUGAGGCAUUCCAUUGCCUGCCUGCGACAUGAACUAUUCGCUUCAAGACUGACUGUAAAUCUAGUUGAUCCUCACAUCCCUUUUCUCCAGACAAAACCCCACAUACCCUGCCCACAUGCUGAAUGAAGAGUAUCUUUUUCAUAAUUGUGUUCUUACUGCUUAAGCCAGGACUCUGCACACGACAGAGUUUCGCUGUUGUUUCCCAGACCGGAGUGCAAUGGCAUGAUCUCGGCUCACCGCAACCUCCGCCUCCCGGAUUCAAGCAAUUCUCCUGCCUCAGCCUCCCAAGUAGCUGGGACUACAGGCGCAUGCCCAGCUAAUUUUUGUAUUUUUAGUAGAGAUGGGGUUUCACCUUGUUGACCAGGAUGGUCUCGAUCUCUUGACCUUGUGAUCCACCCACCUCGGCCUCCCACAGUGCUGGGAUUAUAGGUAUGAGCCACCGCGCCCGGCCUUGGAAUAUAAUUUUAAAUUAGAACUACAACCAAUAGAGUUCUGGAAACAUCUGAGUUGCCCCCUUUUUUAACUUUUAAGUUCUGAGGUACAGGGGGGAUUUGUUACACAAGUAAACCUAUGUCAUGGGGGUUUGUUGUACAGAUUAUUUCAUCACCCAGAUAUUAAGCCUAGUAUUCAUUAGUUAUUUGUGCUGACCCUCUCCCUCCUCUGACCCUCCACCCUCUGAUAGGCCCCAGUGUCUGUUUUUUUCCCUCUAUGUGUCCAUGUGUUUUAAUCAUUUAGCUCCCACUUAUAAGUAGGAACAUGGAGUAUUUGGUUUUCCAUUCCCGCAUUAGUUUGCUAAAGAUGAUGGUCUCCAGCUCCAUCCAUGUUCCUGCAAAGGGCAUGAUAUUGUUCUUUUUUAUGGCUGCAUAGUAUUCCAUGAUGGAUAAGUACCACGUUUUUUUAAUCCAGUCUACCAUUGAUGGGCAUUUAUAUUGAUUUCAUGUCUUUGUCAUUGAGAAUAGUGCUUCGGUGAACGUACACAUGCACAUGUCUCUAUGAUAAAAUGAUUUAAAUUCCUUUGGGCAUAUACUCAAUAAUGCGAUUGCUCUAUCAAAUGGUAGUUCUUUCUGUCUUUAGGUCUUUGAGGAAUUGUCACACUGCUUUCCACAAUGUUUGAAUUAAUAAUUUACACUCCUAUCAACAGUGUAUGUGUUCAUUUUUCUCCACAACCUUGCCACAGUCUGUUAUUUUUUGUCUUUUAAAUAAUAGACAUUCUGACUGGUGUGAGAUGGUAUCUCAUUGUGGUUUUAAUUUCUCUAAUGAUCUGGACACAGGAACCGGCAAAGAUUUCAUGAUGAAGAAAUUGCCAAAAGCAAUUAUAACAAAAGCAAAAAUUAACAAAUUGGAUCUAAUUAAACUAAAGAGCUUCUGCACAGCAAAAAAAGCUAUCAAUAGCAUAAACAGACAACCUACAGAAUGGGAGAAAUUUUUUACAAACUCUGCAUCUGACAGAUGUCUAAUAUCUAGCAUCUAUAAGGAGCUUAGAUAAAUUUAUAAGAAAAACACAACCCCAUUAAAAAUGGGCAAAGGACACGAACAGACACUUUUCAAAAGAAGAAAUACAUGUGGUCAACAAGCAUAUGAGUUCCCCUUUUAUUAUUUACUAUGAGGGAACUGUGACUUACUAGUUUUUGUGUCCCAGCACAAAGCCUGACACCCAGCAACUGCUAACAAAAUAUUUGCGGAUUUAUUUAUUGAAAGAGUUGGGCGGAGGUGGAGAAUGGAGGGUGGGGAGCAUCAUAUAUAAAUGCAUAUACUUCAAAUGUGAUGAUCUCUUCCUGAUGUGAUCAAACCAAAAAUACAAAACAGAAACACGAUCUGUGCCGGGGGUCCUGGCCCUUUUUGCUUCUGCCAGCGUGUGUGAGGAGAUGCAGAGGCAAAUUCCGUGGCAGUUAGAAAGAGAACUGGCGCCCAAGAUGGAGCAGAGGGAACAUUUAACCUUAACUUUGCACAGUCCUGAGGUUCCCAAAAUAAAGGGGGACCGGAAAUACCAAAGGCCUACCCUCCCUGCCAACAAAGAUCCAAGUGCCUCGAUGUCAUCCCAGAGGCGGCAGCAGCAUGUGGAUCAGGCACACAUCUACAUCCGAAUGCUCUGUGGCAGCCUCUGUAGUUUUAGCCUCUUAAUGCUGAUCGGCAUGUCCCCACUGAACUGGGUGCAGUUCCUGGUGAACAGGAAUGGCCUUGAGCUCUACGCAGGACUCUGGACCUUAUGCAACCAUGAGCUGUGCUGGAGCCACACACCCAAGCCACCCUAUUAUCUCCAAUAUUCCAGGGCCUUCUUUCUCAUCUCUAUCUUCACCAUACUCAUUGGCCUUGGCUGGCUCUUCAGCUCUGGCCUCCCCAGUAGAAGAAGCAUGACCACCAACUUGGAUUUGAAGGUAUCCAUGCUCAGCUUCAUCUCAGCUACCUGCUUGCUCCUCUGUCUCAACCUGUUUGUGGCACAGGUUCACUGGCAUACUAGGGAUGACAUGGAGUCAGAUCUCCUAUGGACCUAUUAUCUUAACUGGUUCAGUGACUUCUUUUACACAUUUGCUGGGAUCGUCUUUCUUCUCAACUACUUUACUUCCAGAUCUCCUACCCAUGAUGAAAGUAUUACUGUGAUUCCAACAGUGAGACCAAGGCUGGGGUAUGGUCCAGUGACUACAGUAUCACCUGCUAAAAAUGAAGGGCCAAGGUCUAAGAUGAAAUCUCUAAAUGUGAGACAGAAAAAUUUACCAAAGGCAGGACUGUGAUGGUGAUAGGAAAACCUAACUAUUGCUUGUCUUAAAAGUAGGGGAGAAGCUAAGUUGGGAAUGACUGCAUAAAAUCUUGGAAACCCUCCUAAUAUCAUGUCCAUAUUUCAGGAGAAGAUAGCAUUAAAGCUAAUGAAAUGUC